Messenger RNA from Podospora pseudocomata, 1329 nucleotides. RefSeq lists its product as uncharacterized. The coding region runs from base 340 to 1329 and encodes 329 amino acids. The record is from RefSeq and is a predicted model, not a curated record. The transcript has 2 exons. NCBI's taxonomy places the organism in Eukaryota, Fungi, Ascomycota, Sordariomycetes, Sordariales, Podosporaceae.
CCUUAUUAAUGGCACCAAUUCGGGCUUUCAGAGGGCUGAUGGUGCAAUUCCGAAAGUCGAAGUCGGGGAAGACCACCGGCAGCGUGUGAGUGGUUGGUCCCCCUCCGGAAUGUACCAUCAAGGUACCUGCAUCCCACUUCUUGCCUCUCCCUGUCUGUCAGCCUGCAUCUCGGUUCGUUUGGAAUUUCUUCAAUUCCCCUUCGCAUCUGACACACCUCGCUGUAAUGAACCAGUGAGUCCGUUGUUGGUACUGUCGUGAUCAUAUCUCCCAUCCCAUCAUGACCUAGGAUUUAUCCACCGCCGGCCCCAAACUUCCAGCGACGACAUCACAUUUUCACCAUGGCGACAUCGCUGACAUCAGGCGCGUUUCCUGGCCCAUUCACCAUUACGCGAACCAAGGUCUUCCUGCUGGUUUCCCUGGCAUUGACCUGGUGGUUUGCCUCCCUGUUUCCGCACUACAAGCCAGUGAUUCAGGAGACGUUCAAGGCGAGAUUAAACGAUGCGCUCCUGAAGCUACCAUCCAUCCAAGUCGACUGGGACACGUCGGUGGAGGUUUCUGAGGCAUACAAUGCGUCCAAAGUCGCCAUCAUAAUCGAGCCAAGGCCACUGCCGCAUCUUGUACCGCACAUCUUGUACAUGAUGAACGUGGUGCCCCCUGAAUGGCGCUUUGUCUUCAUAGGCUCAAAAAGUAGUGUAACGGGCAUGGAGGAGUCGGCGGCCGUCAAACACCGCCAAAUCAUCGGGAAGCUGGACUUGAUGGUGCUGCCGGAGCCUUGGGAGAUUGACUCCAAGGAGAAAGUGUUUCGAACACUGACGGAUAUCCGAUUUUACGACGAGUUCUUGCCGGGCGUCGAAUAUUUGUUAAAGUACGAGGCCGACAGCAUCUUGUGCGCCAAUUCCGAGGACAGCUUGAACGACUGGCUGGAUUGGGACUUUGUUGGCGCACCGAGGAGGGCAGAUGAUCAUUUUGCGGGCAAUGGCGGUCUGUCACUUCGACGUGUGUCAACCAUCAAGAGGGUGCUCAGCUUCCAAGCCAGAUUGAACGACAGCGACCCCGAGGACGAGUGGUUUGGAAAGCGCGUCUAUGUCUUGCCGGGCGCCAAGGUUGCGUCGGGUGUUGAAGAGGCUCUGGCGGUAGAAGACGUCUACCGCGAGGGAGCCAUGGGCUACCAUGUUCGUGAUGGCGGCAACAACAUUGCUGAUGCUGUCUGGAAGCAGCCUGAGCAAAGGAAGAAGAUAUUUCAAUAUUGCCCAGAGUUGACCAUGAUCAUGGAGAUGAAGCUCGAGAGGCAGCGGUGUCCAGGGGAUAAGGGGACGGGUCGCGAAUGA